GUCAAUCCAUAUUCCGCACAGCACGCGCAUAUUGCGUAGUAAAAGCAGUUGGGAAGUAACUAGAACAUGGAUUGCUGAUAAGGUUUGGCUGUUUGGAGAAACAACACACCUGUUAUCAUAACGUUGAAUUGUUCUCAAUUACACAGUCAAUACAAUGAUUCUAACUGUAAAACCACUUCAAGGAAAGGAGUGCAAUGUAGAGGUCACAGAAGAUGAAAAAGUCUCUACGGUGAAAGAACUGGUGUCUGAACGUUUGAAUAUACCUGCAAAUCAGCAGCGAUUGCUUUACAAGGGGAAAGCCCUUGCAGAUGAACACAGAUUGAGUGAUUAUUCCAUUGGGCCAGAGGCCAAGUUAAACUUGGUGGUUCGUCCAGCAGGGGAGAGGAGUGGGAUGGCUAGCAGUUGCUGUGCAGUCAGUGGGGUGUGGCAGACUCUGGCCACUGUCCUGGCGAAACACUUCAGCCCUGCAGAUGCAGCUAAAGUGCAAGAACAGUUAAUCAAGGAUUAUGAACGUUCACUUCGGCAACUCAGUCUGGAUGAUAUUGAGCGCCUGGCCGGGCGACUGCUUCACCCAGACAGUGAGGGCAUGGACACAUCCUACAUGGAUUGAAAGCCUGCCUGUCUGACUUGACGGUAUUCUGGCGAUUCAGAGGAGCAGUGGGUCAAUUUUAAAAGAGCAUGGCAGGGGAGAUGGUGUAAAUGUACUUUCAUGCUGAGAAUCCCUUGUCAGCCUGAUAAAGGUUUAAUUGUACAGGGAUAACAUGAAAUGUUGACUAUAGUGUAGCUGCAAAGCUUUCAGAUCACAGCCUGUCUUAAUGAUUGUUUUCUUUGUUUUCUCCAGACAUUCCUGUACAAUUAAUAGGAUAUUUUCACUUGAUCAAAUCAGACUGAAACGAGAGCCAAUAGCUUUUGACUGUUGGUCUAAAGUUAUCUGUGGCUGCUACGUCACGUUACAAGAGGACACUGAGUAAUUAUGGAAGUUCUUAUUUAUAAGCAAUGUGUUGGAAAUGAAUGAUAGUUUACAGAAAACACUAUCUGUAAGAAGGUGAGUUCUGGUUAAUGUUGAUCAAUGCAGUCAUUGUAUGAUUUGUAUAUAUUGUGUUUAUACAAGCAUUAAAAAAAUUAAGGUUUU
This is a messenger RNA of Coregonus clupeaformis (lake whitefish), 1132 nucleotides long. RefSeq names its product ubiquitin-like protein 4A-B. The record is from RefSeq and is a predicted model, not a curated record. The transcript has 4 exons. The coding region runs from base 155 to 610 and encodes 151 amino acids. Gene Ontology annotation, biological process: post-translational protein targeting to endoplasmic reticulum membrane. NCBI's taxonomy places the organism in Eukaryota, Metazoa, Chordata, Actinopteri, Salmoniformes, Salmonidae. Gene Ontology annotation, molecular function: protein binding.